AUGGCAUCAAACAUAUUCUCCCGGAUAAAAUCCCCCUCGGGUGGGUCACAAUCAUUCUACCAACAGCUACGCUCUGGGGAAGACCCCGAGUACGAUCCCGGUCUUGACGAGGAAAACCUUGGUCACCGGUUUGAUGAUUUUCAAGCCGAAGGGAUGGAUAUUGGCGAUAGCAGCAUGACUGUCGAAAGCGUAGCGCCCGGUUCGAAAGGGAAAGGGAAAGCCACGUUCCGACCAACAGCCCAUGCCCGAAGCUCUGGAAUAACAUCACCGCGAUGGCAACAAGAUGACGAUGGAGAUAACGAGGUACCUGCGUCGUUACUGAUGGAACCAAAAGAUCUAGACCCGCCUGCAUCGCCUCCAAAUAAAAGAGCAACAAAUCCUGGUAGCUCGCGGACUCCAGCAAGUGUAGGUCCGUCAUCUGCACGGACAAGGGCCCAAUGGGAAGCGGCAACCGCACAACAACAACUGCAUCAGGACCAUCCAUACACUACGCCUAUGGGACCACAGCCAAUACCAGUUGCCAGGGGGACUAUGUCAAAUAACCCGAGGGAGAAAGCACUGUGGCGAUGGGUCAACACCUCCAACCUGGACAGUUUCAUGCGCGAUGUUUACGACUAUUUCGAGGGCGGGGGUCUCUGGUGUAUUCUCUGUGCCAACGCUUUAUGGCUUUUUCAGUGCAUUGACUACUCAAGAGUCCCCGAUAGUAGGUCAUUGCAUGAAGUCAUCGUUCCGCAAUGCACUCGCAAAAUGUCUGGACUCUGGAACUUUGCAAUCUGGUUAUACACUUUUUUCUUUAUCUGGAAGUGUGUUCAGUAUUUUGUAGAGAUACGCCGCCUCACCUACAUCAGAGACUUUUACAUCUACCUCCUGGACAUUCCGGAACAAGACAUGCAAACUAUCUCCUGGCAGGACGUUGUAGCCCGUAUUAUGGCACUCCGUGAAGAGAAUCCGAAAACCGCAACAAACAUCUCCCCGAGACUGCGACAAUUCAUGGGUAGCCAAUCUAAAGAGCGGCUCGAUGCGCUUGACAUUGCCAAUCGUCUUAUGCGCAAGGAGAACUACCUAAUAGCAAUGAUCAACAAGGAUAUCUUGGAUCUAUCAUUGCCAGUACCAUUCCUUCGCGGCCGUCAGAUGUUCUCAAAGACUAUGGAAUGGUAUCUACAAUAUUGUAUCCUCGACAUGGCCUUCAACGAGCUCGGGCAGGUUCAGCAAGAUUUUCUGCGCCCGGAUCGUAGACGCCUACUGAGCCAGAAGUUGAGACAGCGCUUUUUAUUUGCAGGUUUUCUCAAUCUUUUGUUUGCGCCAGUUGUGCUCGCAUACGUCGUCAUUGUUUAUUUCUUCACAUACUACUACGAAUAUCAAAAGGACCCCAAACAAGCAGCAGCGCGUAAGUACACAUCUUUGGCGGAAUGGAAGUUUCGCCAAUUCAACGAGUUGCCACACAUAUUCUACGAGCGGUUGCAUAUGUCGUACCCAUUCGCAACCCGAUAUAUUGACCAGUUUCCGAAAAGAAUCACCGAAGCGGUCGCCAGAACCAUAGCCUUCAUGUCGGGUGCAAUCACUGCCAUCUUGGCAAUUGGCUCUGUUCUCGAUUCGGAGCUUUUCCUCAACUUUGAGAUUACCAAAGACAGGCCUGUGAUCUUCUACCUCGGUGUAUUUGCGGCUAUCUGGGCAACAACUCGCGGCAUGGUGUCUGAGGAAACAUUGGUAUUCAAUCCAGAAUACGCACUGAGGAAUGUCAUCGAAUACACACGCUACGUGCCGGACCACUGGAAAAACAAACUCCAUAGUUCUGAGGUGAAACAGGAGUUUUCGGAACUGUACAAGAUGAAAGUGGUCAUCUUUCUGGAGGAGAUGAUGGGGAUAGUCACGACGCCCAUGCUACUUCUAUUCUCACUCCCGAGGUGCAGCGAUCAGAUUGUCGAUUUCUUCCGGGAGUUCACAAUUCAUGUUGAUGGGCUCGGCUAUGUCUGUUCGUUUGCCGUGUUCGACUUCCAAAAAGGUCCUGGUAAUACCGGACCCCAGGGGCCUCGACCAGAUGUCCGCGAGGACUAUUACUCCACAAAACAUGGGAAGAUGGCAGCAUCUUAUUACGGUUUCCUCGAUAACUACGCAGCAAACCCGAAGACCGGCAUUCCUGGCCACCUCCCUCCAGGACCGAAGCCAUCGUUUCAUCCUCCACCGUCAUUCCCAGGGAUCGGCUCUCCAACAUUGGCGGCAGAUAUGCAGGGCUCUCAUAUUGGUCGGACGGGGACGGAGACAGGGCGUGCUAGAAGUCGAGCCCCUGGUGGACGCGGCCCACGUAUCGGGGUCAUGCCACAACCUUCUCCAAUGGCGUCCAUGCUGCUAGAUCAGCAUCAUCAACCUCCCGGGGGCAACAUGGUUGCACGAAGUCUACAUGCUUCAAGGUAUCCACGAGGGUAUCGAGGAGAGAGCCAAAUUAUCGAAGAGACUGAAGCAAGUAGCAUCAGGCGAAACGGGGAAGAUGAUGAACUGUAUGAGCCAGGAGGCGCGCUGGGUGAAUCGGUAUGGGAGACCUCCCCAGCAAGAGGUGUGACUCGAGAGAACAGUGCUGCCAAUACUGAAGAUCCCGAGGCAGGGGUGUUGGGUCUGAUAUACCAGCUUCAGCAGACUCAGCGUCCUCGGCGAGGCGGCGGAAUGGUAUAA
This is a messenger RNA of Fusarium graminearum PH-1, 2667 nucleotides long. RefSeq lists its product as uncharacterized. The record is from RefSeq and is a predicted model, not a curated record. The transcript is spliced from 3 exons. The coding region runs from base 1 to 2667 and encodes 888 amino acids. Gene Ontology annotation, biological process: protein localization to phagophore assembly site; autophagy of mitochondrion. NCBI's taxonomy places the organism in Eukaryota, Fungi, Ascomycota, Sordariomycetes, Hypocreales, Nectriaceae. Gene Ontology annotation, cellular component: autophagosome; phagophore assembly site.